This is a messenger RNA of Caenorhabditis elegans, 2096 nucleotides long. It is a transcript of the gene F55G1.15, whose product is annotated as Otopetrin-2. Lineage: Eukaryota; Metazoa; Nematoda; Chromadorea; Rhabditida; Rhabditidae. The record is from RefSeq and is marked reviewed. Bases 173 to 2020 code for a protein of 615 amino acids. The transcript is spliced from 12 exons.
GCAUAAAAAUUUUAAUGUCUCCGUUGAUAAUGCAAAGUCCCCCAUAAUUACUUGGAGUCGGUGCCAGCAUUAUCAUUCCCCACGAUUUUAUAUUUCUACUACCGAAUUCUGAUUCCGCAAAUAACUUAUUUUUAGUUCGAGAUCUUUACCACUUCUACGAUACUGGAAGAAAAUGAAACUUCAGAAAUGGGGAAAACACAUUCAUUAUUUUUGCACCGUAACUUUGUACAUUAUUUUCAUUCUUUGUGUUUUUAUGAACUUUUAUGUCCUUCUCAGUCGUGAAGAUACAAUCUACUAUCUAAGAAUCUAUCAUUUGAUUUGUGCACUUUUGAUGUUUUGUUGUGGAGUUAUACAAAUUGAAUUCUUGUACAGAACAAGAAAACUUCCAAAACUUGAUGACCCUCAUGAAAUACCAGAUCCAGCACUUAUCGGAGCAAUUGCUUUAACUCUUGGAAUUAUGCUCGGAUAUCUUUAUUUUAUAGUUUUUGAUUACGCUUUUCAAAGUUGCGACAAAUUAGUAGAUGCACUUUAUCCAUCUGAACUAUUUAUUGAAGCAAUUUAUGAUGUUUUAAUGGCAACAUUCUCAGGAUUAUCACUUAUUUAUAUUCUGCAUCGAAGAUUUUAUGGUGCAAUUAGUUCGAAUUUGGAUAAAGUUGGACGACUCUUCAUCAAUAUUACUUUUGCUGUUGUUUGGAUGAAAGUUGUAAUUUACAAAGGAUAUUUGAGUCAUCAGGAAUUGUGUCAAAGAAAAGAGCUUGAAGGUUAUUGGUGUCCCGUGAUCAAACGACAUUAUGAAUGUAAUCCAGCAUCCGAACUUCAUGGAACUCAGAAAAUGUGGUAUUACAUAAACAAAGGACUUCUUGCUUCGUCAAUCAUCUCAUGUGCUUCUGAAUUCUUUCCAAUUCUUCUUGUCACUCAUUGGUUAGCAUGUGGAGGUGCAGAGGAGAGAGCUGAAGAUAUUGAAAAACGAAUGAAAAGAAAAGAAGGAGUUCGUGGAAUGCUUCGUGAAUUCAUGAAAGAUGUUUCACGGGUCUAUGUAGAAAAUCCUGCACUGGAAAACAAGCCACUGAUCGUCAGCAAGUAUGUCGUCACGUUUUUCCUUCUUAUCGCACCGAUUGUCAUGAUUAUGUCAACACUUAAAUGGCUUUUCUAUUUUUACUACACUAUAGAUUUCGAUGAGCUAGUUGAUGAUCAUUAUAUGACAAAUGACUAUAUCAAUUUGGCUGCAAACAUUUGUCAAGUAUUCUUUUUCGGAGCCUUGUAUGCUUUUUCGAUAACAAUUGCAAAUGAAAGAUUAGAUGCUCAUCAUAAGGCACAUGCAAGAGGAGAUAUUUCAAUUCUUUUUGGAUGUUGUGUGGUUUUGCUCAUUAAACUGAUCUUACAAUCGGUAGAAAUUGAAUAUCAAAGGGUUGAUGGAUUUAUUAUAUGGUCAGACGCAAUUAUUCAAAAUGUUGAUUUAGUGAUGAUUCAUGUUACUCAAUGGUUGCAAUAUUUUGCAGUUCGACGACUUUUAGCCCUUUCGGAUAAGGAUUGUAUUGCAACGAAAAGAUUUUUGCCUCUGGCAUGUCUAGCAGGUCUUUUGCUUGCUUGGAUUCAUUUUGGAGUGACUUUCUUUCAAACUUCCCUUAUCAAAUAUCAACUGACCGAUGAAAAAUUCCCAUUCUCGAGCACAACACUUAUAUGUAUGAUCUUCACUCAAACAUUGUUCCCUGCUGAUUAUCUAUACGCAUUCACUGUUUCUGGAUGUUAUUUGGAAUUCCUCCAGAGAUAUCUUAAUAUGGGAUAUUUCCAACUUGGAGAACCACGUAUAACCACAGGCCAUGGAGGUCAUGGACACAGUCAUGGUCAUGGAUCAGCUGAUCAUGAGAAGCAUCAUAGUGAAGACAACCACAAAGACAAAGUAGCUUCUAUGUUGUAUGCAGCCAGUGUUUUGCAUAGAAAACGAUUUGAAGAACGAGGGAAUAGUACUUCAUCGUCAGAAGUUUCAACACGAAGUACUGUAUCUAUGAAAGAAGAAUAAAAAAAAUACAAAUCAAAAACAGGUCUCAUGUACAUACUUUUUAUAUUAUGCAAUAAUAAAUUAUUCACCAUUUUUG